AAAAGGCGUGUGCGAGGGGCGGAAGAGCUGCGGGAGCUGUGACUGCUUGUGACCGAAACGGGAGGGCGUAGGGAAGCAGGCAGGGCUAGUACACGGCUGCCAUCCUAUCUUCUUGCCACGAACGUCGACGACGACGAGCUGCCAUUCACCCUCCUCUGCCCAGCUGAAACGGGUAUAGGAACCGGUUGCCAGAGUCGCGGCCUAGUAACCGUUCUCGCAUUGUGCCGUCCGGAGCAACAUAAGAUAUGAGCUCGAACGGACGACCGACAUCGACGGUCGCAAACGAACAGGGCGGACGACGACAAAGCAGGAUCACGGUCGAGUACCACAAGCCCAGCCGGCAGUCGAUCCAGGAGUACCACGACCUCCUCGCAAACUCCCACCUCCACGCCCAACAGGCCCAGCAAUACUCCUCCCACUUCACGCCCUCCCGCCACCCGCCCACCCCGCCCCCGCUCUCCUCCCCGUCCUCCUCCUCAACCAUCAAGUCCUCAGCCUCCGCACACAAGCCCCGUGCCUCAUUGACCAAGCCGCCGCCCUCCAGACUCCGCAAACACUCACUCCCGCCCGCCAUCAGUGCCGUCAGUGCCGCCGCCCCCCUCGGCACCAUCCCGGACAGCUCCAGCCUCCCCCCGACGCCGGCUGCGCACGACCACCAACAACACAACCCGUACGAGCAGCCCUCUCCUUCCGACCCUUUCUCCUCCAUGGCAGGCACAGUCCCACCGCCCAGGCCCUCCCGCGCCAAUACGGCCACCCUGAACGACCUCUACGUCGACCCGUCCCAGAUCCCCGCACGUCGUCUCUCGACCGGCAAUGCCCUCUUGUCGUCCGAUACCCCUCUCUUCUCGGAUCCGACGGAUUCGUUGGCGUUGUCGCCUACCGCGUCUACUACGGCCUAUGCACCGAGCGUACAACAACAGCAGUCGUCGUCGACGAUCAAUAGCCCCAAUGCCUACAACAACAACAACAACAACUCAGGCAUCGACCCCCAUCGGCCUGGGGCCGGCCUUCGCUCUCGGAGCGGGACGACAAAGGGCAAGAAAGGGAUGCUCGGCUUCAUGUCCGAUUUCCUCAACUCGAACAAGAGACCAGAGAUCUCGACGCCAUACGACCCGGUCCAUCUCACCCACGUCGGCUUCAACUCCAGCACUGGCGAGUUCACCGGCCUGCCGAAGGAAUGGCAGCAGUUGUUGUCCGAUUCGGGUAUUUCUCGUGUGGAGCAGGAGAAGAAUCCGCUGGCGGUUAUGGAGAUCGUUAAGUUUUAUCAGGAGGGGGGAGGGGAUGUGUGGGAUAAGAUGGGACAUGCGCCUGCGCCGGGUCCGUCUUAUACGGGCGGGAGUAGGAUCGACGAUGCGCUUUCGAGUCCUCGCCCGGCGCCACCACCCCCUAAAAAAUCAUCCGCCUAUCCCAGCCCACAGUCUUCACAACAACUCCCCCCAGGUCUUCCCUCAAUCCAACCCGCGUCCCCUCCAACAGCGUACCGCACCUCGCCACACCACUCGCCUCACGCAUCCCAACAACAAUCCUCUCAACAGUUCCCCACCGGCUCUCACUCUCAACAAUUCCCCUCCGCAGCCGCCGCGAACACUGGACUAGGUGCGCAAGGAGGGUAUGGCUCGAAUUUGGAUAGAUCGGCAAGUCAGAGAGCGGCGCCGAAGGUGCCUAGGAACGAGAACUUGUCGAGGGCGAAUACGACGAAGGAUAGACGGUCGCCUGCUCAACAACAGGGACCUUAUGCGCACCCUUCAGCUGGACCAGGACAUCCUUCAGCUGGACCAGGACAUCCUUCAGCACCGGGACAAGGACACGCACAGGGACAGGGACAGGCGCACGGGCAGUUAGGAUACCCGUCCGCGCCGAAGAUUUCUGCGCCGACGAAAUCGAGUCCGGGGAGUAGUUCGAGCGAUUUACCAUUGAAGGGUCAAUUACCGCCCACGCCCUCUGAGCGCGAAGCGCGCGAUCAACGCGAACGCGAAAGAGAGCGGCGAGAACGCGAGCGCGAGAGAUUAGAAAAGGGAGAAAGGGUGGAAAGGGAGAAGGGCGAGAGGAGCCAGGGCCAGCCGAGCGCUGCGGCUGCUAGUCUUGCGAAGGCUGCAGGGCAAGGGGUGGCGACGCCGAGGAGGAGGGAGAAGAAGGAGAAGGAUAAGGCGAAUGAGGCGGAUAUUGUUAAGCGGUUGCAACAGAUAUGUACGGAUGCGGAUCCGACGAGGUUGUAUAGGAAUUUGGUGAAGAUUGGGCAGGGUGCCUCCGGAGGCGUGUUCACGGCGUACCAAGUCGGCACAAACCUCUCCGUCGCAAUCAAACAAAUGGACCUAGACAAACAACCCAAAAAAGACCUCAUCAUAAACGAGAUCCUCGUCAUGCGUGCCUCUCGCCACCCCAACAUAGUGAACUACAUCGACUCCUUCCUGCACCGGAACGAGCUCUGGGUCGUCAUGGAGUACAUGGAGGGCGGCUCGCUGACGGACGUCGUCACAGCCAAUUUGAUGACGGAGGGUCAGAUUGCGGCCGUGAGUAGGGAGACGUGUCAGGGGUUGCAGCAUUUGCAUAAGCAUGGGGUUAUUCAUAGGGAUAUUAAGAGCGAUAAUGUGUUGUUGAGUAUGAAUGGGGAUAUUAAACUUACCGACUUUGGGUUCUGUGCGCAGAUCUCGGAUCCGGCGCAUGCGAAGCGGACGACGAUGGUGGGCACGCCGUAUUGGAUGGCACCGGAGGUGGUGACGAGGAAGGAGUACGGUCCGAAAGUGGAUAUAUGGUCGUUGGGGAUUAUGGCUAUCGAAAUGAUCGAAGGCGAGCCGCCCUACCUGAACCAGAACCCACUCAAGGCGUUGUAUUUGAUCGCGACGAACGGGACGCCGACGAUCGCGAACCCGGAGGCGUUGAGCGGGAUCUUUAGGGAUUAUUUGGCUAAGACGUUGGAGGUGGAUGCGGAGAAGAGGCCGGAUGCGGCGACGCUUUUGAUGCAUCCGUUUUUCGCUGGGGCGGAGCCAUUGAGGACGCUGGCGCCACUCAUCAAGGCGGCGCGCGAUAUCGCAAAGUCGAAGUAAAACCAGUAUCCUCAGUCCCCAACCUCUUCUUCUUCCUCGUCCCCAUCCCUCGACCUCGUCCGCGUCCGCGUCCUCUUUCUCUUCCUCGUCCGUGUCCGCGUCCGCGUCCUCGUCCGCGUCUUCGGUCGAGGUCGAGGUCGAGGUCGGAAAUUGUAAUCUAGCUACCAUAUAGAGUCAGAGGCAGUCGGAGUCGGAGAGAAAGAGGAGAGAAAGAGAAAGAGAAAGCAAAACUCUGUUCUGUCGGACAUUUUACCCUUCCUACCUACCUACGUACCUAGCCACCCAGUUCGCGUUCAACUCUCCAGUGCCUGGCCAUGUUCAUGUUCAUGUUCCCUCCCCAUUCCAUUCGUGAAUCGUACAAUCUGUGCAUUAUUAAACUCGUCAUCCCAUCCAUUCUGCUUUCCUUACCGUGUCACGAAAAUCUCUUGGCUGUUCAAGUGUUCAGACGUUCAACUUGUUUACCCUGUUAGGCUGUUAGGCUGUUACCCCCACUUUUAUGAUAUCU
Stereum hirsutum FP-91666 SS1 is the source of this 3552-nucleotide messenger RNA. RefSeq names its product Pkinase-domain-containing protein. Bases 246 to 3047 code for a protein of 933 amino acids. Gene Ontology annotation, molecular function: ATP binding; protein serine/threonine kinase activity. NCBI's taxonomy places the organism in Eukaryota, Fungi, Basidiomycota, Agaricomycetes, Russulales, Stereaceae. Gene Ontology annotation, cellular component: cytoplasm. The record is from RefSeq and is a predicted model, not a curated record. The transcript is spliced from 6 exons. Gene Ontology annotation, biological process: regulation of MAPK cascade; intracellular signal transduction; protein phosphorylation.